AGAGUUUUAGAGGAUUUAGGGGCUAGAAUGCCAGCAAUGUGAUCGCGAUUCCUCCAAUACUUUACAUACUUGUCAUGUUUGCCACUACGAACUUCCGGCGAGGCGGUGGGAACUUCGUUUACUCCUCAUCACUACUCUGUUAUUGUAUCCAGAGUUAGGUUAUUUUGUCAGUGCGCGUGUGAUUAUUCGUAAAAUCGUGUAUGUGCAGUGGAAAACUGUUAUUUAUAGUCAGUGAGUGAAGUGCUUUCAAUCCUACAACCCGUUGUGAUGUAUAACCGUGUUUUUCUGUGUGUUUUGUAGAAUACUACUAGUAGUAUUUUUAUCAGUGUUUAUUUUGAUUUAAAAAUGAAAGUUUUAGCGGCGUGAUGAAAAAAUUGCAAAGUGAUGUUUGUGAUGUGACAAAAGUGGAAUUGUGUUUGUGAUAUUUAAUGCAAAGUGAGUGGUAGCGGGCCUCUUACCGUAUGCAGCCAUCUCUUGGUUUCUCGACGGCAGGCACCAUUUCCUCGGCGUGGACCCCCGCCAGCUCCGGCCCGCCGGGCGCGGACGCCGACUCCAAGAACCAGCUAGAUGUGGGCGACUGUGACGAUGACAAGGAUCUGGCGGCGGCCGAUGCCGAGGGUGUCUGGAGCCCGGACAUCGAGCAGAGCUUUCAGGAAGCGUUGGCCAUCUACCCACCAUGUGGCCGCCGCAAGAUCAUCCUCAGCGACGAGGGCAAGAUGUACGGACGCAAUGAGCUGAUUGCAAGGUACAUCAAGCUGCGCACAGGCAAGACCAGGACCAGGAAACAAGUGAGCUCCCACAUCCAGGUUCUGGCGAGACGCAAGCUCCGGGAGAUCCAGGCUAAGCUCAAGGUGGUGGUGCCCCAGGACCAUGCAGCUAAAGAGAAGGCCCUGCAGACCAUGUCAUCCAUGUCUUCCGCGCAGAUAGUGAGUGCGACAGCAAUACACAACAAGGCUGCAGCAGCCGGUCUGGCUACGCUGGGGCUGGCAUCUCCUGUCUCGUACCCUGGCGCGUUCUGGCAACCUGGGUUACAGCCUGGCACAUCUCAAGAUGUGAAGCCGUUCUCGCAGGGAGGGUACCCCGGCAAGCCAUCGACAGCAGUGUCGGGAGCAGUGGUGGGGAGCAGCGACCUUCAAGCACCUCCCCCACCACCUUGGGAGGGUCGAGCAAUCGCUACACACAAGCUCAGACUUGUCGAGUUUUCAGCUUUCAUGGAGCAGCAGAGAGACUCGGAAACUUACCACAAACACCUGUUUGUCCAUAUAGGAGGCUCUGCUUCAUACACUGAUCCAUUACUAGAGCCUGUAGACGUGAGACAAAUCUACGACAAGUUCCCAGAAAAGAAGGGUGGUUUGAAAGAGUUAUAUGACAAGGGACCUCAGAGUGCGUUCUUCCUUGUGAAGUUCUGGGCUGAUCUCAAUACCAACAUCCAGGACGAGGCAGGUGCCUUCUACGGUGUCACAAGCCAGUAUGAGAGCAAUGAGAACAUGACCAUCACGUGUUCGACCAAAGUGUGUUCAUUCGGGAAACAAGUAGUGGAGAAGGUGGAGACAGAAUACGCUCGGUUUGAGAAUGGCCGGUUUGUGUACAGAAUCCACCGUUCACCCAUGUGUGAAUACAUGAUCAACUUUAUACUCAAGUUGAAGCACUUGCCAGAGAAGUAUAUGAUGAACUCCGUCCUGGAAAACUUCACCAUUCUCCAGGUAGUAACCAACCGAGAUACCCAAGAGACGCUGCUGUGCACGGCCUACGUGUUCGAAGUGUCUACCUCAGAACACGGAGCCCAGCAUCACAUAUAUAGACUGAUAAAAGACUAGGCCUUUGCCCCCGUCUCUCCCGCAGUGCCUAUUUGUCGGGGCCGGCCGCCCCCGCCCCUGCUGCCCAUUGUGUGGUUGCCCACACAGCGGACUGGCCCCGACUAGUGUAUAUAACUGUACAGUUCGUGUGAGUACGCAAUCAUUUGAUCUCUUCUCAUAGUCAGACUGACUGCUAUUUUGAGUAUUGUUUUGUAUUCACCUUAUCAAAAUAGAAUCACCUGUACUUAUUUCAAUCUUCUUAAUCCUCGUUAAGUUACAGUUAACUAUUAUUGGCUUUACUUCUACAGAAUAUGCUUGUGAAUAGUUUUUAACCUUUUUUUUAUUAAAUAGUUUGAAAUUGCCUGAUUUUUUUCAUAUACAAUGCUAAAAUAAAAAAAAAAAAACAAUUAAUUGUUUCUAAGCAAUUGUAAAGUAAUCAUCGGCAUUAAUUAAAAUCAAAAUAUACACAAGAACUCAUACACUGGAAAUAAUUUGUAUAUGUUAUACAUUCGAAUAUCGUGCACAAGUGUAUUCUGGAUUGGUGAAUAAAUCAGUACCUUAUAGAAUAUAAAAUAUAGUUUUAAAUUUAAUGAAGAGUUGAAAUGUGAGAAACUGUUCUAUUAGUGGAUGUCUUCUGUGAAGAUGUAAUAGAGUAUGUUGAGGCACCUAAGAUCCUGUGACAAAACCAAGGCCAUAUCCACCUGCCAUAUUGCUUGGGUCACGACAGCAAGUAAUUUAUUUUGUGAGCUGUUUUCUAAUAAUGUGUCUUGUAACUUAUAUUGAAUUCAAUCAAAAAGUCAGCAUUUUUUAACUAAAAUAAUAAAAUUUUAAUAUAAUAGUCUUAAUCUUGCAGUUUAAAUUCUUAUGUUAUUUGUGUAUUGUAAAGAGUGAAAAGCAUGUAUGAAUUUACAUAUAGAUAUUAUGUAAUUUCUUUUGAAACCAUGAAAUAAGACCUACACAAAGGAGUUUUUAUGUAAUUUUUUACAUAAUAUUUAGAUACUGCACCAUUUAAUAGUUCAAAUGUAGAGAAAUAAACAUUCUUAAAAAAUCUAUGGUCACUCUUCUUCUAACUCUUGAAAAAUAUGUGAUAUUCAAAAAAUUAAAGUGAAAACCUCCUUUAAGGUACAUAAUAUUUAGAUAAUGCAUCAUUUAAUAGUUCAAAUUUAGAAAAAUAAACAACCUCCAAAAAUCUAUGGUCAAUCUUCUUCUAACUCUUGAUAUUCUAAAAAUAAAGGUGAAAAUCUUCUUUGAGAUACCUAAUAUUAGACUUCCUCCUUUUGUAGGUCUUGUUUCAAAGGCACUAGUUUUUUCCAUAUAUAUAUAUAUAUAUAUAUAUAUAUAUAUAUAUAUAUGUACACACACACACACACACACAUAUAGAAAGAAACUAGUAUAUAUGUAAACAGGGCGUUUCAAAAAGGACUUUACAACUUUGAAAAUUCAUAUAAAUAUUAUUAAACAAGGUACAUAGCUGGUUUUGGUGUUAUUUUAAAGGAAAA
This is a messenger RNA of Homalodisca vitripennis (glassy-winged sharpshooter), 3295 nucleotides long. It is a transcript of the gene scalloped, whose product is annotated as protein scalloped. NCBI's taxonomy places the organism in Eukaryota, Metazoa, Arthropoda, Insecta, Hemiptera, Cicadellidae. The record is from RefSeq and is a predicted model, not a curated record. The coding region runs from base 462 to 1817 and encodes 451 amino acids. Gene Ontology annotation, molecular function: DNA-binding transcription factor activity, RNA polymerase II-specific; RNA polymerase II cis-regulatory region sequence-specific DNA binding. Gene Ontology annotation, cellular component: transcription regulator complex. The transcript is spliced from 11 exons. Gene Ontology annotation, biological process: embryonic organ development; hippo signaling; regulation of transcription by RNA polymerase II.